This is a messenger RNA of Schistocerca cancellata (South American locust), 1269 nucleotides long. Its product is annotated as serpin B6-like. Lineage: Eukaryota; Metazoa; Arthropoda; Insecta; Orthoptera; Acrididae. The record is from RefSeq and is a predicted model, not a curated record. The transcript is spliced from 8 exons. Gene Ontology annotation, molecular function: serine-type endopeptidase inhibitor activity. The coding region runs from base 57 to 1211 and encodes 384 amino acids.
CUGGCAUCACGACAGAGACUGUGUUGUAUCUUGACUCCAAUUGAAUAUUCGAAAAAAUGCCUGAUGGCGAUUUCAGUGAUGCUCUGCAGACGGUGUCUCGAGCAAACGAUCUCUUCACAGCUGACAUGUUCAGGGUAUUGGCAGAAGGGCAAGGUAACUUGUUCUUCUCACCCUGGAGCAUACAGGUAAUUCUGGCGCUUGCGUUUCUCGGAGCUGGCGGAAACACAGCCAAGCAGAUGGCGAGAGGUCUGCGUCUUCCUGAAGAUAAAAAUGCCACUGAAGAAGGUUUCAGUGAAAUACUGCAACAACUGAAGGAAUCCGACGAUGUUAUCCUUAGAGUAGCGAACAGGAUAUUUGUGAAGCAGAAUUUUACCAUUAAAGAGCGGUUCAAGCAGUCAGCGAAGAAAUUCAUGGGCGCAGUGGAAGAGAUGGAUUUUCGGGAUCCAGGAGCGGCAGGUGUUAUAAAUUCUUUGGUAUCGGAGAUAACAAAUGGAAGAAUAAACCUAGUAAUCGGGCAGGGUGCUCUUGGUGAACGCACUCGUAUGGUACUGGUCAAUGCGGUUUAUUUCAAGGGCAACUGGAGCAUACAGUUCAACAAAUAUCUCACAGAACCUCUGCCUUUCCAUCGACCAUCGGAGCCAGUCAAAGAUGUGGACACCAUGCUCGUCAGGGACAGUUUUAUGUAUGCAGAGAUAAAUGAACUUAAUUCUCAGGUUCUCCUGCUUCCGUACAAGGCCAACAGAAUUAGUAUGCUGAUAAUUUUACCCAGAGAGUUAAAUGGCCUACCAGAUGUCGAGAAGAAUCUUACGAAAGUGUCUCUUCAAGAUAUAGUGUCCAGAAUGUACAAAGCUGAGGUAUACGUAUAUUUACCUAAAUUCAAAAUGGAGUACGCAACAUCACUUUCAGGACCACUCACGGACCUUGGAAUGACUGAAAUGUUCAGUGAGGAGGAUGCUGAUUUUUCUGGAAUUAGCAAGAAACGGCUUAAAGUGAAUGCAGUAUACCACAAAGCUUUCAUAGAGAUUAACGAAGAGGGCACUGAGGCUGCUGCGGCAACUGCCGUCAUCGCUGUAUUAGCCCCAUCGCUUGUACCCCAAACGCCUCCGUCUCCAAUAGUUUUCAAGGCAGACCAUCCCUUCCUGUUCUUCAUAUUGGAUCAAAAGACGAGGGCAGUUCUCUUCGCGGGACGCAUCUCCGAUCCUCCAUCAUAAGAAGGCUGCUCUGGUUCGACGUCAUGAGUUUGCCUGCCGCUGAAACCUAAAUUCUCUG